This is a messenger RNA of Papaver somniferum (opium poppy), 1456 nucleotides long. RefSeq names its product protein LIGHT-DEPENDENT SHORT HYPOCOTYLS 4-like. The coding region runs from base 574 to 1266 and encodes 230 amino acids. Gene Ontology annotation, biological process: response to light stimulus; mRNA transcription. The transcript has a single exon. Lineage: Eukaryota; Viridiplantae; Streptophyta; Magnoliopsida; Ranunculales; Papaveraceae. Gene Ontology annotation, cellular component: nucleus. The record is from RefSeq and is a predicted model, not a curated record.
ACAAAAACUACACUAAAUUACACUAUAGUAGUACUCUAGUACACCUAGUAGAGAGCACAUAGAUAUAGAUAGCCCUUUAUCGUUUAUUUUUAUGUCCCAUCUAAUUCCACUUUCAUCUUUCUUUUUCUUCUUCAUCUUCUCUCAUUCUCUCAUUCAUUUCUUCCCUCCUCAAAACCCUCUCCAUCUCACAAACUCUAAACCACAAAACCACCAUUAAAAAUCAUCCUGAAUCAUUAUCAAACAUGUGUAUGAAAUGAAUGAUAACUUCUCCUCCUCCUCAUUAGUCCAAAAAAAGAGCAAGCAAGCAAGUUAGUUCUUUAUGUACCCUGAUCAUCACUAUCUUCAUAUAUCAUAACCCUAUACUAGUUUAUGGAAACCGGCACAAGAGUUCAACCAUAACCACAUAUAUUAAUCCACAAAGCAGCUCAACACAUCAUCAAAAAACAUACACUUAGAGGAGAAUUAAAUGGUUGUGUGUUAGAGUAGAAGUGCUAGAAAAUCAAGAGAGACUAGAGAAGAAGAUAUAAAUAAAGAAACUCGUCAAAUUUUCAAGGAAAAGAUCAAAAAGCAGUCAUGGAUGCAACAUCAGGUGGUGGUGGUGGUGGUGGUGGUGGUGGAGUUAUUGGAAGAUCUUCGUCAACGAACAUAGCAGCAGCGGCACCACUAAGUCGAUAUGAAUCACAGAAGAGAAGAGACUGGAACACAUUCUUGCAGUAUUUGAAAAACCAUAAGCCACCAUUAUCAUUACUGCGGUGUAGUGGAGCUCAUGUAAUUGAGUUCAUGAAAUACUUGGAUCAGUUCGGAAAGACUAAAGUGCAUACUUUAGGUUGUACUUUCUUUGGCCAUCCCAAUCCGCCUGCGCCGUGUACGUGCCCGUUGAAACAAGCUUGGGGUAGUCUUGAUGCACUUAUUGGACGGUUAAGAGCCGCAUAUGAAGAAAAUGGUGGAAAACCAGAAUCAAAUCCGUUUGGAGCUAGAGCUGUUAGGAUUUACUUGAGGGAAGUUAGAGAAAGUCAAGCCAAAGCUAGAGGUAUACCUUAUGAGAAGAAGAAAAGAAAGAGACCAACACCACCAACAACAACAGCAACAGCCACAACAUCUUCGUCGUCGUCCGGGGUGGUUGUCGAUAGCAACGGCGGAGGAUCAUCCUUGUCUGGUCACCAUGUUGGUGGUGGUGGUGGAGGUGUUAGUACUACUACCAACAAUCAUGUCGACAUGGUAGCUCAUUUUCAUCAACAACCAAAUACAACUAUCACUUCCAUAUAAUCAAGGUGUAUGGAUUUUUAUUUUGUUUUGCUCAAUCGGUUAAUUCUAGUCUAUAGUCUACUAGUUCAUUUCGAGAUUUGAUCUCUAUAUUAUUCUACUAUUAGUUAGGAAGAUCAGUACUUUUUAUUAAUUGUCAUUUCAAAUUGCGUUAUUAGGCAAAUUCAAUAAAUAUAUGACUUUGAAUUGACAA